GUGCUCUUCACAGGCUUUGAACCUAUGCAAGUUCAACAGUACAUUAAGAAGCUGUAUAUCCUUGGAGGUGAAGUAGCAGAAUCUGCCCAGAAAUGUACCCAUCUAAUUGCUAGUAAAGUGACCCGAACUGUCAAGUUCCUGACAGCAAUUUCUGUAGUCAAGCACAUAGUUACCCCGGAGUGGUUAGAAGAGUGUUUCAAGUGCCAGAAGUUUGUUGAUGAGCAGAACUUUGUGCUCAGAGAUGCUGAAGCUGAGGUGCUGUUCUGCUUUAGUUUAGAGGAAUCUCUAAAGAGAGCACAAGUAGCUCCACUGUUCAAGGGAAAGUAUUUUUACAUUACACCUGGAAUUUGUCCCAGUCUUUCUACCAUGAAAGCAAUUGUGGAAUGUGCAGGAGGAAAAGUAUUAUCUAAGCAACCUUCUUUUCGAAAACUCAUGGAGCAUAAGCAGAAUAAAAGUUUGCCGGAGAUAAUCUUGAUUUCCUGUGAAAAUGACCUUCAUUUAUGUCGAGAAUAUUUUGCAAGAGGCAUAGAUGUCCACAAUGCUGAGUUUGUCCUGACUGGUGUGCUUACUCAAACACUGGAUUAUGAAUCAUAUAAAUUUACUUGAUGGGUAGAUGCCUUACUGCUUCGGAAUCCUUGGAGCAUUAAAUCUAGCUGUUCAGCCAUUGUACAAAGCAACUAAAACUUCCUGUGGAUGCUGUUUUCCAGCUGUUUUCCUCGGGAUGAUGAGCAGUUUAAAGCAGGAAAGCAAAAAUAAAACUGCAUCUUUUUUAGGAUGUGUAAUUUUAUUAUGCUGAAACAUAAUUUACUAUGUUUUGUAUUAUACUACCAUUUUAAAGGAGCCCACUUUAGGUAUCAUGGUUAGCCUGUUUUUAAACAUUUUAACGUAAAUGAUGGUACUUGAGCCAAAAGUAUAAUUUGGAUGUAAAAAUAAAAGGGCUUGCUAUCUAUUAAAUUAUGGAUGUUGAAGAUGAAAAUGUUUUGUACUUUAUUUUUAUUUCUUAUACUCUAUUUUCUUUUAUAUUGAUAUUUUGCCCACAUUUUAAAUAAAUGUACUUUUAAAUGUUUUA
This is a messenger RNA of Apaloderma vittatum (bar-tailed trogon), 1069 nucleotides long. RefSeq names its product PAX-interacting protein 1-like. The record is from RefSeq and is a predicted model, not a curated record. Gene Ontology annotation, cellular component: nucleus. Bases 25 to 606 code for a protein of 193 amino acids. Gene Ontology annotation, biological process: positive regulation of transcription initiation by RNA polymerase II. NCBI's taxonomy places the organism in Eukaryota, Metazoa, Chordata, Aves, Trogoniformes, Trogonidae. The transcript has 7 exons.